Messenger RNA from Hypoxylon fragiforme, 1142 nucleotides. RefSeq lists its product as uncharacterized. The coding region runs from base 303 to 1019 and encodes 238 amino acids. The transcript has 2 exons. NCBI's taxonomy places the organism in Eukaryota, Fungi, Ascomycota, Sordariomycetes, Xylariales, Hypoxylaceae. The record is from RefSeq and is a predicted model, not a curated record.
GGUCGAUGUCCAUAAAAUGUUUACGAAUCGUCCCGGUGGGCCGGUAAAAUUCGUCUCAUAUAGGAGAAUGCAGCUAGCUGUUACAUAUACGGGAUAAGUUGCGGUGGGGUAGCGGCCUUGAUGGUAGGGGUAGGUUUAGGGGGUGUAGCAUGCAGCCAUAAACACAUCCCGGUAACAUAACGGAGGGAGGACCCCCGGGUUAUGAAGUAGGAGACAUAUAUAUCCUUCUCUUGGCCAUCUCGCUGAAGCCAGUAUUGAAACUUCAGCUUGUUCUUGAUACCUACAGCAAACGAACCGCAAAGAUGUUCUGUAAAGUCGUUUUGUUAGCCCUCGCUCUCGUUCCCCUUUCCUUCGCCCAAGUCUCUGAAGACUUCGAAGGCGGGUGGGAUGAAAGCGCAUGGCCUGUAUACGCACCGGACUGCAACCAAGGCGGCAAAGUCAGCCUCGAUAGCACAACCGCCCACAGUGGCAAAAACUCCAUAAGGGUGGAUGGUGCAGGCGGUUUCUGCGGACAUAUUUUCUUUGGCACGAAAAGCGUCCCCGCCGGCGAUAUCUUCGUCAGAGCUUAUGUUAAGGCAUCCAAGGCCCUCACAGACUCACACGUCUCCUUCAUCACCAUGCCCGACUCCGCCCAGGGCGCUAACAAGCACCUCCGUAUUGGCGGCCAGAGCAAGAUCCUCAUGUACAACCGCGAAUCUGACGAUGCUACACUUCCGGACCUUUCACCACAAGGUAUUGCUGCUUCGAAGGCACUCCCCACCGGGGACUGGCAAUGCUUCGAGUACCACGUAGGCACCGAUGGCACCAUUGAGACAUGGUUGAACAGCGAGGCUAUUGAAGGCUUAACCAGCAAGCCAGGCGUCAGCAACGGCAACGCGGCACAAUGGCAGCGCAGCUCGGUCAAGCCCACGCCUUCUGCCAUCUACUUCGGCUGGGAAUCGUAUGGCGGCGACACCAACACAUUCUGGUACGACGAUAUUGCCGUGAGCUCGACCCGUGUUGGAUGCACAGACGCGUGAGCCUCUUUAAAUUGAUAGUUUUAGAGAUGCAAACGUUGUGAAGUUGGCCUUAGCCACACAUUAGCCUAAAUGCAGAUAGAGACAUCAAUAACAAGGCUUGUUGUCCCGACGGCUUUUAGCCUA